Messenger RNA from Anoplophora glabripennis (Asian longhorned beetle), 759 nucleotides. RefSeq lists its product as uncharacterized. Gene Ontology annotation, molecular function: RNA binding. Bases 57 to 647 code for a protein of 196 amino acids. Lineage: Eukaryota; Metazoa; Arthropoda; Insecta; Coleoptera; Cerambycidae. The transcript has a single exon. The record is from RefSeq and is a predicted model, not a curated record.
ACAAGGUUAUGUUUAUUUUUUAUUUACCAAAUAUUUAUUGAAUAAAAUUUUUAAGAAUGUUGACGGUAAUUAGACGAAUUUGUACCAAGAAAUUUAUACGAAGGCUGCCUGCAGAUUGUUCUAAAAUAAGCAGUUUCUCAACACUAUGCUCUAAUAUUUUUCAAGCAGAAACUCUUUGCUAUCGUGGGUGCCAGAAAAACCUAGAAUUCUAUAGGUACAAAAGUAAAGAUAAAAAAUCCAAGAGACAAGAUACUGAAAGUGAAACCGAAGAAUCAGAAAAAGAUUUUAUGGAUGAUAUUCAAGACAAGAAUACAAAGACUAUAAAAGUAAACGUAACUUCAAUGCGACUGGACGUAAUACUAAAAUCGGGAUUGGGUUUGUCGCGGAAUAAGCUGGAGACUAUAUUUUAUGAGAGUAAAGUUAGACUGAAUGGGGAAAAGGUAUUAAAGAAGAGUGUACAUGUGCAAAACGGAGAUGAAAUAGACAUUAUUAAAGGAAACAAUGUUAAUAACAAGGAUUUUUUGAUGGUAGCUAGGGUGGAGAUAUUGUCGGCCAUUGGAAAAGAAGAAAGCAUAAGUGUGAAAUUAAGACGGUGCAAGUCCCUUACUGUUGAAAAUUAUGAAGGGAAAAAUCGUUGGGAAGAUUAAGAAGCAUUUGCUCAAUUUAAAGUUAUGUAAGCGAAAAAGAACAUUAAAAUCAAUUAUUCUAGAUACCAAAGGUUUAACGAAUUUUUAAUAAACGCAAUGUUACUUUUCAUCA